Volvox carteri f. nagariensis is the source of this 1328-nucleotide messenger RNA. RefSeq lists its product as uncharacterized. The record is from RefSeq and is a predicted model, not a curated record. Gene Ontology annotation, cellular component: cytosol. Gene Ontology annotation, molecular function: protein-disulfide reductase [NAD(P)H] activity. NCBI's taxonomy places the organism in Eukaryota, Viridiplantae, Chlorophyta, Chlorophyceae, Chlamydomonadales, Volvocaceae. The coding region runs from base 142 to 756 and encodes 204 amino acids. The transcript is spliced from 6 exons.
AGUAAUAUGGCAGUUGGGUGCGAACGCUUAUUUUUCAUAUAACGUAAUGCGUCGCAUUUUGGGAACUCUGUCUGAACUUUAGCUUGGUGGAUCCUCUCUGAGGUCAAUUUCCAACAUGGCGCAACCACAUGGAAAGCAUCAAUGUCAUCAUCAUUACCAUCCUCGAUCUUAUUCAUGGGCGGCAAGUGUGAGUGUCGUCCUCAUCGUUACCACGCUGGUGCUUGUGGGGACCCAGGUUUUCCACGCCAGGCGCAUCGCUGGCUCGCAGCCGUUACAUCUAUUUGGCGAAAGCUCCACCGCGUAGUUCAUCACAGCGAGUACAAGUCAGUCCUACCGGAGCUGCUCGACCAUGCCGAGCCGCACUUCGUGGCCUUCACAAGCGGUUUAAACAGCGAGGGGCGUCCCUGGUGCCCUGACUGCUCGGCAGCGAUGCCUAUCAUCAGGGAGGUGGUGCUGGGGGCCGGCGGGUCGCUGUUGGAGGUGUCGGUGGGGACUCGGGCGGACUGGGCGGACCGGCAGCAUCCCAUGCGAGUGGAUCCACAAUGUCCGGUCCGCUACGUUCCCACGCUGUACCAUUGGUCGACUGAGGGUUGUGGCUCCUCCGUGUCUAACCCGCUGAGCAGCGACGAGACGGAGGAGAACCUCCGGCUGACGGUGGCCAAGUUCGUGCAGCAGACCGCAGCGGGGCAGCGGUACGUGGACCGGCUCACCCGGGAGAUCAUUCAAUCAGGCGGCAAGGGGUGCGGGGGCUGCUAGCCAGAGGCAGUAGCCCGCGGAGGAGUCGUGAGCCGGGGUCUCAAUGGAUCUGAAUUGGCGCUUUUUUAUAAUAAUGCGACAGCGCACGCGGUUCGUGCCAUGCAAGCUAAAGCAAUCGAGGUGCCCUGCCUGGGUUGCGGAUUGCUCGCAACUAUGUAGCUAUUAUUAUUGACUAUAGUGGUUGCGAUAAUCGCCAUUGCGAUAGGCGUAUCGAACGUAAUUUAAUGCUAGGCUGAGGGCAGGGAAGGGUUUUCUUCUUAAGCUAUUUGAUGGCUUGAUUUAGCUUUAUACACACGUGAUGGUGGCUGCGGGGCGUAUUGUCGGGUCAAGGGUCGAGUGGAACUGUGCAGAUGAAGUGAAAGGAGUGAAGGGAGUGAAACGUACGGAUGUCGUACCGUAGCUUAGCAGCUUUAGGUGGUUCACGCGCAUGUACCCCUUUCCUCGGAUGCGUCCCUCCCUCCUACCCUACAUCGCUUAGGAUUACCCAUUGCGGGCAGAGCGUGUAGCUAAGUAUGUUCAGGAAGUCUCUAUGUUGAUCUGCUACAUUGGCAUAGAUGUAACUGGAACCAUCC